This is a messenger RNA of Ceratosolen solmsi marchali, 799 nucleotides long. Its product is annotated as chymotrypsin-2-like. Gene Ontology annotation, molecular function: serine-type endopeptidase activity. Bases 1 to 768 code for a protein of 255 amino acids. NCBI's taxonomy places the organism in Eukaryota, Metazoa, Arthropoda, Insecta, Hymenoptera, Agaonidae. The transcript has 4 exons. The record is from RefSeq and is a predicted model, not a curated record. Gene Ontology annotation, biological process: proteolysis.
AUGAAGUAUCAAGUUGCAGUCAUUUUAUUUACAAUAGUAACGACAGGCACUUUAGCCAAGGAUGUGAGAAUUAUUGGAGGCGAAGAUGGAAAUGUGCGUACACAUCCGUUUCUGGUAUCAUUCAAAUACCUUGAUGAUUUUAAAGCCAUUUGUGGAGGUUCAAUAAUCAGUAAUAAACACAUCCUUACCUCGGCUCAGUGCGCCAGAAAUGUAAAUACUGAUGCACAAUAUAUACGAGUCUACUCAGGAAUAGCACUAUUGGAGGGAAAUGCAGGAAACGCGAAUGAAAUUGAUACUGUUUUCAUACAUCCUGCAUUCACAGCUGAACAUAAUCGCGAUGAAAUGUAUCUGCAUGAUAUCGCAGUCAUCAAGGUGAAAGAUGUUUUUGAAUUUAAUGAAUUGCAAAGUGCCAUAGAGCUUCUAGACAGAGAUGUUACUGACAAUGACAGCGGUUUUAUUUUCGGCUGGGGAUCAAUGUCGCAUCCCACGCCUACGUAUCCUAUACAAAUGCAAAAGGCCGAAGUGCGUAUUAUUUCGCUAAGAUUAUGUAUGAGUCUUUUAGCAUUUCAUCUAUACGAUUGCCAAAUUUGCGCAUAUAACCAGUUAGGAAUUGGUCCAUGUUUGGGUGAUAGCGGAGGUCCGUUAGUGAUUGAUGGAAAAAUUGCCGGAAUCAUUUCAGUUUCGAUUCCGUGUGCCCAAGGUGUACCAGAUAUAUAUGUCAGAACACAUUAUUACAUCGAUUUCAUAAGACACAUGAUGAUUUUAUAAUUCACGUUAUCUUGUCAUUUUUUAAUAGUCG